Messenger RNA from Nicotiana tabacum (common tobacco), 411 nucleotides. NCBI's taxonomy places the organism in Eukaryota, Viridiplantae, Streptophyta, Magnoliopsida, Solanales, Solanaceae. The record is from RefSeq and is a predicted model, not a curated record.
AUGGAGGCUUGGGGAAAAAAUCUUACUAAUGUAACAAGUUUAGGGGAGACAAGAACGAAGAAAAGUUGCAAUGGAAAUGGUAGAUUUGAGUCACAAGAUGAAAAUGAAACGGUGAAAGGGAGUCAUGGGCUUGGCGGCGGUGGUGUUAGUAGGCUUUGUGGGUGGCCCUCAAAUCGGAUUGUUCGAGUUUCUCGUGCAUCAGGAGGGAAAGAUAGGCACAGUAAAGUGUGGACUUCAAAAGGACUCCGAGAUCGGAGAGUUAGGUUGUCUGUUAACACAGCUAUACAGUUCUACGAUUUGCAAGAUCGACUUGGUUAUGAUCAACCAAACAAAGAUGUUGAAUGGUUGUUAAAAGCAACAGCUCCUUCAAUCUCUGAGCUUCCUUCUCUUAAUGUUUUUCCAGACACAUAA